Leishmania braziliensis MHOM/BR/75/M2904 is the source of this 1479-nucleotide messenger RNA. RefSeq lists its product as hypothetical. The record is from RefSeq and is a predicted model, not a curated record. The transcript has a single exon. Bases 1 to 1479 code for a protein of 492 amino acids. NCBI's taxonomy places the organism in Eukaryota, Euglenozoa, Kinetoplastea, Trypanosomatida, Trypanosomatidae.
AUGUUCACCAUGACCUCUCCACCAGAGACCUCUCCGCUGGCAGUCAGGUCUUCUGUUGCGCAGUUUGCCUUGGAAUCCAGCUCCGCUAAAGGGGUAAGCAAGGUCGUCGAGGCUGUUGGUGUCGACACGCGUAGGCCACCACGCACAGCAAGCUACGCAGCUUCGUCCACGGAAACGAGCGAUCGCACAACGUAUUAUUCAAGCGGCUCGAGCAGCGCCGCCACGACUGAGCGACCUGCGCAGGAUGGCAGGAUUGCGGCGCUGCAUCGCUUUCCCUCUUCGACGUCCUCUGCCUUUACAGCCGCAUUUUCAGAGUCGGUGUCAUCCAAGCACUCCUUCACUGUUGUCUCUGUAUGCGACAGCUCGCCAUCGAACCCGAUCAGGCACGCACCGAUGAAUGCUAAGAGUGACUCUACGCAGCGAGGUCGAGGGCAGUGUGCUGAGGCUGAAGUGCCAUCACCUCCCUACCGCCUGAUCGAUGAUACCCAGACAGCCCGCCGGCUCUUCUCUACCGACACGGAAUCUUCUACGUAUGUCACGCCGCGUGGUACCGUGGUGGACACUAUCCGCAUUACAAAUCCUGAAAGCAAUAAGGGGCGGCAUUUUUUCCCUACCUUCUCCGUGCAACGGCAGCUUAGGGCGACCGUCGAGGAGGACUCUGGGCGUUGCACCUCUAUUGCCUCGACUCCAGAGACGAUUGCAUCGCCAUCAUUGAUGAAAAUGCAGACUGUUUCGCCGAAGAAAACAGUUUCCUCGACCGGGCCAAGCACUUCUUCUCGUGGCAUCGAUAAGCGUACCGAUAUCGACGCAUCACACCUAUGCUCCACGGACGUUGUCUCUCUUUCACGGGUUGUCCCCUCCAUUCGCUCAUUCGCGCCGUUUUCCCGCUCCAGCACCACUCGGUCACAGGGGAGCUGCGCGUCCCCGCAGCCCCUCUCCGAAGACGAGUCGUGGCCGAUCUCUCGGGACUCCAUCGAAGCUGGUGUGUGUCUUCGCCGAGACAGCCUACACACAAGACGCGCGCAGAGCACGUAUCGCGAGGGGUCACUCUCGGGGCGCGUGACCUCUGCCUUAAGUGCCUUGCCACCUGGUAUUCGUAAUGGACGGCUACGCUCCGCGUCUGCAGGCCGUGACACGACAUUCAGAUCAGCCUUUUCCGCGAAGAUGCCCAGCUUUUCGUCAUUUGGGCACCGUGUGUCACCCACAGUGGCGAACCGCGCGGCGCCGUCGUCAUGUCAUACCAGAACAUCUUCUCUACUUCUCAGCAGUGCCGUUUACCCCGUCUUCCUCGCCACAACAACCCGCUCGAGGUACAAUCUGCUCGAUGACACCACCACGACGUCGGCAACAGAGUCUGCCGAGCGCGACAUCAUCACGGAGGAGCUGGCGAUGCAGCGUCGGCUGAGCCGCUUGAAGUUGGAGUUAGCGCAACAACGGGUGGAGCGGCGGAGACGUGGUGGGCACACUAGUUCCCUGUGA